AUGAAGAUCGAAAUAGAGACACUCCUUAUUUAUAAGUCACUCUUUCAGCUUGAUGUUGAUACGAUUGAUCGAUUAAACAGCCGAUAUACUACAUUGGCAUUGAUCGGUUGUUUCUUGAUUAUAUUGGGAAAAAUUUAUGUAGGAAAUCCAAUCAAUUGUUGGGGACCAACGCAAUUUCAGAGUGUUCAUUUUACUUAUGUUAAUAGUAUUUGUUGGCUCAAGGGAACUUAUUAUUUACCAACUAAGGAAAUUGAAAUUCCUGAUCGAUCCGUACCACGAAUGUAUCACGUAUCUUAUUACCAGUGGACGACAAUAGCUCUUUUGCUGAUGGCUUUUCUAUUCACAUUACCAGGUCAUACGUGGCAAACAUUUUCAUCUCAAAGAGGUGUAAAUUUGAAAAAUUUGGUCAAAAUGGUAAAAGAAAAUCGUCAUAGCAGAAAGGAACUCGAUUACGUUCUUCGAUUGAUCAAAGCACAACUGGAUAUAACUAGAAUUAAACGUUCACGUACUCUUUCUCAUCUAAAAUGUCGAGUAGUAAAUCCUAUGGGUCGGCUAACAUUGUUAUUAUUCAUAGUCAAGUUUUUUUAUAUCAUGAAUACACUGGGUCAACUACUAUUUUUAAUCAACUUUCUUUCUUUACGACGUACUGAUCUUAAUGGUAAUAUUAUUGGUCGACUAUUCGGAGACCGAAUGUAUACCUACGAGUCUGCUCGAUUUCCGCAUGUUGUUAUAUGUGAUUUUAUGAUUCGCGAAUUAGGCUCCAAUCAACAUUGGUAUGCUGUUCAAUGCAAUUUGCCAAUUAAUAUUUACAAUGAAAUGAUCUUCUCUGUACUCGUAAUAUGGUUGAUUAUUCUGAGCAUUGCAAAUAUAUUUUCUAUUAUUUUCUGGAUUUUUUUAUUGACAAAGAAGAAUCGAAAACGAUUCAUUAUUCAAUGCUUGCAAAUGUAUGAAAGUGUGGAAACAAAAAUGAUGAUCAAUAAGAAGAGCUUGACAGAAAGUCAUUUUAUUGACUAUAUAGGUUUAGAUGGCUUUGUUAUUCUACGCGUUAUUGGACAGAAUAUUAAUGAACUCUGCAUGAUUGAAACUAUGAGUUAUCUCUAUAAACAUUAUAAAGGAAAUCUUGGUGACGUUAACGAUCAGUCUGAAGACCAUAUUGUGUAG
Adineta ricciae is the source of this 1161-nucleotide messenger RNA. The record is from the annotation of a GenBank genome assembly. NCBI's taxonomy places the organism in Eukaryota, Metazoa, Rotifera, Eurotatoria, Adinetida, Adinetidae.